GCCUCCCUGAAUAGAAGAAAAGGAGUAUCUCAUGACUCAAGCUAUAUUAUGCUAUCGUCCUGUGCUGUUUUGUGGCUGUGGAGGCGACAGCAGGUUGAACGAGAGGAAGGUGGCGGCCCAGACUUGCUCAUACCCAUGCCAGUGUCCUUCACAGACGCCUCAAUGCCCUGCGGGCAUCAGCCUUCUGCUGGAUGGCUGUGGGUGCUGCAAAGUGUGUGCCAGGCAGCUGGACGAGCCGUGUUCCUUGCAGAAACCUUGCGAUCACCAUAAAGGGCUCUACUGUGACUCCCCCGAAAACCAUAGAGACCAUGGCAUCUGCUUAGCUCAUGAAGGGGCCACCUGCGACCUGCUGGGGAGGAUCUAUUCGAAUGGCGAGAGCUUCCAGCCCAACUGCAAACUGCAGUGCACUUGCAUGGAUGGGGCCAUUGGCUGCAUCCCCCUUUGCGCCGACGGGCCGCGGCUGCCUUCCUCUGACUGCCCGUUCCCUCGCCGGGUGAAAGCACAGAACAAGUGUUGCGAAGAGUGGGUCUGCGAAGGGAGCAGCCAGAAGAAGCGCUACGUAAAGGGCAUGUCAGUUUAUAGGAAUAACCCAACUCACAAACCCAAACCCAAGCCGAAAAUUAAUCUCAAGACCAACAGCCUGCAGGACAACUGCUUGGUGCAAACCACCGAAUGGAGUGCCUGCUCGAAGACCUGCGGGAUCGGCAUCUCCACCCGGGUCACCAAUAAUAACUCACGGUGCCGACUGGAGAAGGAGAGCCGGCUGUGCCUGGUCCGCUAUUGCAACGCCCUUCCGGAGAACAGCUUCAAGAAGGGAAGGAAGUGUGCCAAGACCCGAAAGACCCGUCGAGCCAUCCGUUUCGAGUUCACCGGCUGCACCAGCACUCGCUCCUACCGACCCAAGUUCUGCGGCAGCUGCACCGAUGGGCGAUGCUGCACUCCGCGCAUCACCAGCACCACCAACAUAGAAUUCCAGUGUCCAGAAGGGGACUCUUUUGUCUGGAAGAUGAUGGUGAUCAGAUCCUGCUCCUGCCACUAUGAUUGCCCUGCAGACAACGAUAUCUUCCUGGCUGUCUACCGCCGGCGAAUGAUUGGGGAUCACGUUAAGCUAGGGAAGCAGUAGCAUCUCACCAUUAUGCUUCCACUGAAGUCAGCCAUAGUGAUGAAUCGAUCCAAAAAUGUUUAUACUGCUAACAUCUGGGAGAGAAAAAGAUACUGAUGGAAAAAAAAAUCUGAGUUGCAAGAGAAACACAACAUAGACAUGUCCAGCUACUACAGCACCCUCCACACUAUAGUGGCACACAUCUGACAUUUUGUGUUCUAGAAGAGGGACUGAUGCAGUUGAUCUGGCACCAACCUAUAUCUUGUCUCGAGAUACCCAGAUCCAAAUAUUUCUCCAUCUUUGAAGAUGAACUGUCUUAACGGUGUUGACUUUAGGCAGCUCUUACUCUGAUCAUACUAAUACUGGACAUCAGAGACAGCCCCGUUUCAAGCUUCUCAUAGUUGGAUAUAGUUUUGUUGUUUCUAAAAAAAACAAAAUAUAAUGCCAACAAGACCCAAGUGCAAAAAAAGAGAACAUUUAGUGUCAAAUCAUACAAGAAAACAGCUUGGUAAUUAGAAGAAAAUAUUAUGUUUUUUUCUAGGGAUGUAAUUCCUUUAAAGCACCAUGCUGAAGCAAUAGGACUUGCAAAUGAUGUCCAUUAUUUACCCUAAUAACAAAAAAAGUUACUUUGCAACUUGUGGGAGUGAAGAAAACUCAUGCUAUGAUAGACAAAUAUAUUUUACUUCCUAAGAAAGCUUUGUUUCUAACAAUGUGCAAACUUUAUUUUGUAGCUUGACCUUCAGGAUUAACACAGUGAAGAAUGCAAUCUGUCUGCAUGCACUAUCAGCCUAGAAAUUUGCUUUUGACACCAGCACCAAAACAGAACUGAGGAUACAAAAUCCACUUCUCGUUGUCACAUACUUUAUUUGAGUCAGAAACUCAGUUCAGGUGGAACGUCGUUUUGCUAUGGUACUCAUUCUAGAACUGGGAGUUAAAAAUGAAACUCUUGACUAUUUUCUACAAAUUUACCUUCUGCCCUUCCUUGCUGUAGGUUUAGGCCUGUGCUUACCUGGAUCCUGUUCUUCUUCUUAGAGUUAUCACCCACCCAGCUCCUGGAUCUUCUUCCACUGACUUUAGAUGCAAAAUGUUCAAAAAUCAGACAGAGUGGCUAUGAGGCAAUGUGGGUACACUGUGAACACCCCCUCAGCCGCCCCCCCACUUGGAUUCUGAGUCAAAAUGACUCAUCUUUCCUGUCCUGCAAAAGAGUUAGCGGAACUAGAGGCAAAAGUCCAUUUGGAAACCUUGAACUGUAAAGACAUCUGUUGCGUUGGCUGCCUAAGAUAAUCUGACCACACGGAAUCGUCUUGUCUCUCAGUAAAGGUUCCACAUCCCGUAUCUUUGGAAGCUCUACCUUGGACUAUUAUUCUCUGCAAGAGAGAACCUGAUCCCUUUUCCCAUAGUUCAUCCUCCAAGUAUAUUUCGGGUUCUUCUCUAGAGAUCUUCCCCUUCCCGCAGACAUACAUUUAUAAUGUAAAUAUUAUGGAACCAGCUUUAAA
Messenger RNA from Pogona vitticeps (central bearded dragon), 2598 nucleotides. Its product is annotated as CCN family member 2. Lineage: Eukaryota; Metazoa; Chordata; Lepidosauria; Squamata; Agamidae. Gene Ontology annotation, molecular function: heparin binding; integrin binding. Gene Ontology annotation, biological process: signal transduction; cell adhesion; positive regulation of cell differentiation. The record is from RefSeq and is a predicted model, not a curated record. Gene Ontology annotation, cellular component: extracellular region; extracellular matrix.